GCUAGAAAAAUUGUACUGUUCCUACGCGAACAAAGUAUUAUUGUAUGAUCAUUGAUGAACGUGAUUUUUAUCUAUUUCCUGCGAAUUUUCCGUUUUCCUGUUUAUAAACAGUUGAUGAGCUUUGCCGUUCGCAGUCGAUCACAACUAUCGCGACCGGUAAGUGUUUACACAUUCACCAUAUUGCUGCCGCCUGGAUUGAGAGUUAAAGUAAAAUAAAAUUACCACCUGGGGUUUAGGCGAAAUCGCGAUAGGCUCGAUUAAAAAUCUGUUCGUCCGCAGACCGACAUCAUAAUAAUAUUAUGCCCAUGGAAGUUUGAUUGCAUACACGGCAAGUAUGUGCUUCAUAAGUAUAUCAUUGUGUUGCUUAGUUUGCUCACUCGUGGUCGUCGCUCGACCUCAGGAUCCGUCCACUACGAGUCCAAUACGGCACGAAGUUCGUUUCACCAAGUUUGAAGUAUUCGUAAACCAAUCGUUUGGAGAAGUAAUCGAAGCCGCGUACAAACAGUAUUAUGAAAAACAGGUGUUGGACGUUCACAUGAAAUUCCACACAAAAGUAGUCUUGGCUCGGAUUAACUACGAGUUGGUUAAAUGUAGAGAGCACUACAUCGAUUGCGUUAACGUUAGAACGUUCGACGUUGUGAAUAUAUGCGACAAUUACAAGGCGUUUACUUUUUUUUACAAAGGGCCAGAUGUAAAUCCCAAGGUGUCCUGUGAGCUAAACGGCGAUUACAUUUCAAAGAACUUCACAUACAACAUGAAUCACUUGGUGCCGUUAAUUGCAGCGCCGUCCGAAAAGUGGUGGGAACAAUCGUUUAAGUGUCAAUCGUCGUAUUACGAUGGAAAUAACAAUUUGAUAAUAAAGAUUAUCAGUGAAAACGAAUUCAUCACUUUUAGAAUGCGCAAUCCCUAGCCAAACAGCAACUAAUGGACGGAUGUAAUAUGCGGCUUAGUUUUUAAUUAAUCAUAAAAUUUGCGGAAUAAUAAUUUUUCGAUAAUGUAAGAGAGUAUUUAUAUUUUUUAUUUGAUUUUAAGUGAUGAGAAAAAAUUCAGAUUUUGUCUGUAAUAGUUAAGAAAAAAUAUAAAUGUUUAUAUUGAUGAAACAUUAGACGCCGCCUUCACUAUUAUUUAUACCACUAUAAUGUUGAGCAAAUGUAAUACAACACUCUACUUGGUAAUAUGCUUCAGAAUAAAGUAAAUUGUUCAUAUUGUUCAUAUGUUAUAUUCAUAACGAAAAAUCACUAACGUUGCUUAUGUUAACAAAUUCGCAUAGACAUUUCUGCAAAAUAUAUCUAGAUUCGGUCGGCAAAAUAUAAGCCUUUCGAUCAGUCGUAAAAAAAACCAUUGAAGCAGU
Messenger RNA from Adelges cooleyi (spruce gall adelgid), 1351 nucleotides. RefSeq lists its product as uncharacterized. Bases 335 to 910 code for a protein of 191 amino acids. NCBI's taxonomy places the organism in Eukaryota, Metazoa, Arthropoda, Insecta, Hemiptera, Adelgidae. The record is from RefSeq and is a predicted model, not a curated record. The transcript is spliced from 4 exons.